Pezoporus flaviventris is the source of this 1801-nucleotide messenger RNA. Its product is annotated as acyl-CoA 6-desaturase-like. The record is from RefSeq and is a predicted model, not a curated record. Gene Ontology annotation, cellular component: membrane. Gene Ontology annotation, biological process: lipid metabolic process. The coding region runs from base 251 to 1585 and encodes 444 amino acids. The transcript has 12 exons. Gene Ontology annotation, molecular function: oxidoreductase activity, acting on paired donors, with oxidation of a pair of donors resulting in the reduction of molecular oxygen to two molecules of water. Lineage: Eukaryota; Metazoa; Chordata; Aves; Psittaciformes; Psittacidae.
GUGCAUCAGUGCGGGAGGAGCAGCGCAGGGGGCACUUCCGAGCAGGCGGUGGAGCGGGGAGACGGCGGGGGCCGGGAAAGCGACAGACAAAGAGGAGGGAGGACAUGAGCGAAGGGAGAGGGCAGGGGAUCAGCUGAGUUAAACCGCGCGGCAAACGCAUUCCUGGUUAGAGCCAGGGACAGGUUGCGUGUGUCCCCUCUACACCCUUUUCUUUUUUUGGGGGCGAGAAGACAAAGCGGCAAGUGGCUCCAUGGGGAAAGGUGGGGAGAAAGGAGGGGGGUCGGGGGAGCCGGAGGCGCAGCUCCGCUUCUACACCUGGGAGGAGAUCCAGAAGCACAACCUGAGGACGGACAAGUGGCUGGUGAUAGAGCGAAAGGUUUAUAAUGUCACCAAGUGGGCAAACAGACACCCGGGGGGUCAGCGAGUGAUCAGCCACUGGGCCGGCGAAGAUGCCACGGAUGCAUUCCAGGCUUUCCACAUCAAUCCAACCUUGGUGCAGAAGUUUCUCAAGCCAUUACUUAUUGGAGAGCUUGCUCCAGGGGAACCUAGCCAGGACCGAGAUAAAAACUCCCAGCUGGUGGAGGAUUUCCGGACCCUGAGGAAGACAGUAGAGGACAUGGACUUGUUCAGAGCAAAUCCUUUGUUCUUCUCUCUUUACUUGGGCCAUAUUAUUGUAAUGGAAGUGUUGGCUUGGUUAAUGGUUUCAUACUUUGGUAAUGGCUGGAUCACAACUUUCAUCCUCUCCUGCAUCCUUACAACUUGCCAGGCCCAGGCAGGGUGGCUGCAACAUGAUUUUGGACACCUCUCUGUCUUUAAGAAGUCUUCCUGGAACCACAUCCUCCACAAGUUUGUCAUUGGACACCUGAAGGGUGCCUCUGCAAACUGGUGGAACCAUCGUCACUUCCAACACCACGCCAAGCCCAACAUCUUCAAGAAGGACCCAGAUGUCAACAUGCUGCAUAUUUUUGUCCUUGGAGAUACGCAGCCUGUUGAGUAUGGCAAGAAGAAACUGAAGUACCUGCCUUACAAUCACCAGCACGAGUACUUUUUCUUCAUCUUCCCACCCCUGCUCAUUCCUGUGUAUUUCCAAAUCCAAAUCAUCUCGACCAUGAUCAAGCGCAGGUUCUGGGCGGACCUAGCCUGGGCCAUCAGCUACUACAUACGCUACUUCAUCACAUACAUCCCAUUCUAUGGUGUUCUGGGAUCCCUGUUUCUCCUCACUUUUGUCAGGUUUCUGGAGAGUCACUGGUUUGUGUGGGUCACGCAGAUGAAUCACAUUCCAAUGGAAAUUGAUUCCGAAAAGCACAGAGACUGGCUUAGCUCUCAGAUGGCAGCCACCUGCAAUAUCGAGCAGUCCUUCUUCAAUGACUGGUUCACCGGGCACCUGAAUUUCCAAAUUGAGCAUCACCUGUUCCCAACAAUGCCACGGCACAAUUUCUGGAAGGUAAAACCUUUGGUGAAGUCAUUAUGUGCCAAGUAUGGAGUCCAGUAUGAGGAGAAGCCUCUUGGAAAAGCAUUUGUAGACAUCGUUGGGUCCCUAAAGAAAUCUGGAGAUCUAUGGCUGGAUGCCUACCUCCAUAAAUGAACAUGAAUCUUAAUGGGGAGGUGUGAGUGACAGGGAGGGAUGGGGUGUAUGGGGGGGAAAUCACACACAUGUCUUUUACUCUCAGAUCUCAGUCUAUAGCUACGUGCACAGUUGGAGGGGAGUUUCCCGUCUUGGCAGCUGCUACUGGGGAUGGGCUCAGGCAACCAGUUUAAUCCAGACAGAUCUAAAAUGUGCUUCAGAGGAGGAAAUGUGAUG